Messenger RNA from Miscanthus lutarioriparius, 972 nucleotides. Lineage: Eukaryota; Viridiplantae; Streptophyta; Magnoliopsida; Poales; Poaceae. The record is from the annotation of a GenBank genome assembly.
AUGCUGCCGUAUGCGCCGGGGCCGCCGCCGUCGCUGCUGGUGGACCGGCGGUACAAGCUGGGCGGCGAGGCGGCGCCCAACUGCCCGCGCUGCGACUCGCCCAACACCAAGUUCUGCUACUACAACAACUACAGCCUCAGCCAGCCGCGCUACUUCUGCAAGGGCUGCCGCCGCUACUGGACCAAGGGCGGCUCCCUCCGGAACGUGCCCGUCGGCGGGGGGUGCCGGAAGAACCGACGGGGCAAGUCGUCCUUGCGGUCGGCGGCGGACUCCAUCGCGAGCGGCGGCGGCCGCGAUGCGGCGUUCGGCCACCGGUUCCCGGGCCCUGUCCGGCCGGACCUGGUCCUGGAAGGCAUGGUCGGCAACCCGUCGAACCCAGCUGGCCAGGCGAUGCCCGGCGGCGUGCCCACUGCUGCCGAUGGCUCCACCAUUGAUCUCGCAAUGCUGUACGCCAAGUUUCUCAACCACCCGCCGGCGGAGGAAGGUGUCAGUGCCGUGACGCCGGAGUCGGCAGGGCAGGUCGACGAGGCGUUCGACACGUUCAGCGCGUCCAGCGACCUGAGCCCCGGCGUUCUGGCAACGCUGCAGUUCGAUCCGUGCCACGACGGGUUUGGUGAGUGGUCAGGCGGGCCAGUGAGCAGCGCUGGCCCCUCGAGUACGGCUAGUACUACCGCCGCAACCACCAUGCUGUGCGCUGACGUGAGCGUGCAAGCUGCGUUCGGUGAGCUCAACUUCGCCAUGGAUCAGAGCUGCUUCGACUCGCUAGGGUUGCCCACGGACGACGUCGUCGGCAACCUCUCGUCGUCGUGGUGUUCGAUCGUGCCAGGCUUGUCGACGUUAGAGGGCGCCAAGUAUGACUCGUUGGAUUCGUUCCCUGACGACGCCCUGAGCCUUCACGAGGGAAUGAUUAGCGGGACUGAUCAUGAUUGGAGCGUGGAUUGCCAAGGAUUGGAGGCUCUCUACAUGCCGUAA